AUGUUCAUGGGUCGGCAGAGGUACGACUCCCAGUGGGAGGAAGUGAAGUUCAUCAAUGGCUACAUCUUGCUCGUGGUGUACGUCUUCGACGCCAUCAGAGGGGUCGGCUUCCUGGUGGUCACGUGGGCCACGGUGGUGCUCCUCGGUGGCUUCGUCUCGAUGAUCGACAGGGUUGAUUUUGGGCAGCUCACGCUGAUCACCCUCAUAGAGCUGCUCUGGAUAAACACCUCUUUCCUUGAAAGGAUGAGUGCUGCUGACCUGGCGAGGAUCUUCAAGGUGGUGAAAAACAAGAGAUGGCAGGUGCGCGGCCAUCACCCGGAGGAGCCAGGCAGCAAGAUAGCUACGGCGGUGCUACUUGUGCCAGCGAAAUGGGCUCUGGCGCUGGUUCAGAAUGUGGUGUUGAUCUUCUGCAUUGCCUCUGUGCUGUGUCUCUUGCUGUUUGGACCGUUGAUCACCACCUUGAUUUCAAUACUCGGUCUAAUUAGAGACGACCAUUACGGUGACACGGGCGAGGGCAGAGCAAACAUGGGCCUGGCACACGAUGUCGUGUAUGUCCUGUGUCUAGCCCAAGGUGCCUUGUUCGUGUAUAUAAUCGCCUUGUUACCCUCCAAGGAGAAGAAUGUGAAGCAAGUGAGCCAAGCAUACGGCUUCCUAGAUGGCGGUCAUUUAGUUUCCGGCUACUUGGACGAGAUCAGGAAAGGGUACUCCAAGAAGAUACCAUCGCCCGGAGAACGAAACCUCAUCACAUAUGCUAUUGAGCUCAUGGAGUCCAUGUCGGCCCGUAGCUUCCUUUCCGGGGUGCUGAUACUAGACAGAGUACUCACCCGGAAAAAUCUAGAGGAGAAGCAGCCGCAACAAUCAGAUUUAGAGGAAAUAGUUGGAGCUCCAUUGGUUGAAAAGGAUAUGAAGAACAAGGAGCAGAGGAGAAAGAAGAGGGAGGAGUUGAGGAAGAAGAGGGAUGAUUGGAGAAAGAAGAGGCAGCAGAAUCAGCAAACAGAGGAGAAGAUCAUCGUUCUGCAGCGCAGGAUAAUAAGGCAGCUGAUCGGGUCUGCAUCCACCACUCACAUUCUCCAGAAACUGCUUCAUAUGCUGGAUUCAAGGCGCCCAUCUGACAAAUGGGCUAGGGAGGCCGCUGCGAGGAUAGUGGAGCACGUUGCCAGCGGGAUCUGUUUGGUCCAGUUCCCACGAGGGAUCGAAUGCAUAUCUUCACUCCUCAACUGUUUCGAAGAAUACUGCCAACUUCAGCCAUAUUGCUCAUCGUCAUCCUUCUCUUUACUGAACACAAACGGAGACACUACAAGGACUCCAUGGUCGUCAAAGGCAAACAAUGGUCAUGAUCAGGAACAAGACAACAGCAUCCACACUUCGACACUAGAGUCAGAGUUCGAGUACUCAGAGUCAGAGUCAGAAUCAGAAUCAGAGUCAGAGUCAGAUUCAGCCAGGGGGAUCGACCGGCCUAAGAUGCUCCAUGGCUACAAAGAGCUGCUUCUAAUUGGUAUGAAUAUCCUAUGGAGCCUCGCAGCCAGCGAGGACAACUGUGCAAUCAUAGGCAAAGCCAAAUAUCCUGUCUCAAAGAUCAUGGCGCCUGUUAGCUACGACCUAGUGCACCACACAGCUGGUCACAGUGAAUGGUCCACUAAGGUAGUAGAGAUAUCAUUGGCGGUGAUGCUUCGGCUAAUUGUGACUGCCAAGAGAGAAACUGCGACAGACCUGCUUCAACAGAUGUCAGAGGAUAAGGAAGCAAUCGCCACCAUGGAAAGAAUUGUUACCUGUGAAGAAUGUAAAGGCGGAGAACUGCAGAUGAAGGCCAUGCAGAUCCUCGUGCAACUAUGCAUGGAGGAAACUGCAGACAGAGGCAAUCUCAUUAAGAUACUCGUAAGCAUCUUCAUUAAUGUUGAUAGCAGUAACUCCAUUAGACAGACUACAGUUAAUUUACUGGUGGUGCUGUUUCUUGGUAGAAAAAGUGUCGCUCCCCUCUUCCCCAAGGAGGAAAAUGAUGGGUUUGUCUGUGGUCUCACCAAAAUAUUAGUAGGGGACAAUGACACAUGCAGAAGAAGCGCAGCAGAAAUUCUGGAGCAUUUGUGCAUUCAUUAUGCUGAGAAUGGUGAAUGUGUUGGUACACUCAGGAAUGCCAUGAUGGGUGUGAUGCCAAAGGUGCUCGAAGAAAUACUACUUGGUUGUGAGUCAACAGGGGAAGAAGGAAUCCCCGAAUAUACGAGAUCAUGUGGUGAUGUCGAAAGCCAAGUCAUUACGGACAACGAUAAGAAGAAGAACAACAGUACUUCCUCCCGUCCUAGGCAGAAGAAACACCACAUGCUGCAUGUUGCUCUGCUAUCCCUCUGUGUGACAGCAUGUGACAAACUAGACCUUGAUCUCGAUGCAAUUUCACUGGGAGAAGGAAGAGAUCAAGCUAGAGAUCCAGCAGAAUGUUUCACGAUCAGCCUUGCUACAAAGAUGGUGCAGUUAAACCAAGGUCUGCCCACCACAGACAACCUCACAGUGAUGAAACUUACCACUAGGAUGGUGAUAGCAGCAAUGAAGAAACUCAAGAGCCAUGGCACCGCUGGCAAGCUAGCUGUUCUGGAGAGCCUCAUGGGCUCGCUGUCCAGCGUUUCAGAGACCAUGCUGGAUCUCGAGAGGAUCAUGGUAUUUUCCAGCAGGAUGACGCAGACAAUGCCUGCCACUGCUGAGACCCUCGAUUUCCUCAUUAAACAAGCACGGCAACUCCAUGGCGAAAUUAAGGGCCAAGGCUCGGAAAUAGUACCAGCUAGCUAG
Triticum turgidum subsp. durum (durum wheat) is the source of this 2775-nucleotide messenger RNA. NCBI's taxonomy places the organism in Eukaryota, Viridiplantae, Streptophyta, Magnoliopsida, Poales, Poaceae. The record is from the annotation of a GenBank genome assembly.